Molecule: messenger RNA, 2983 nt
Organism: Orycteropus afer afer
Lineage: Eukaryota; Metazoa; Chordata; Mammalia; Tubulidentata; Orycteropodidae
Gene: WWP2
Product: WW domain containing E3 ubiquitin protein ligase 2
Biological process (GO): negative regulation of transcription by RNA polymerase II; ubiquitin-dependent protein catabolic process; protein K63-linked ubiquitination
Molecular function (GO): ubiquitin protein ligase activity; protein binding
Source: RefSeq, a predicted model, not a curated record
CUCUUCCGGGUCAGGUGACAGCGCUCUCUCACGUGACCCUGCCCAAGUGCGGGCGGUGGAAGGCGGAAGUGGGAGAGGAGUUGGAAGCCGCUUCUGUGGCCUGGGCAGCUUCAUGGUGAUGACAUGGCAUCGGCCAGCUCCAGCCGGGCAGGAGUGGCCCUGCCUUUUGAGAAGUCUCAGCUUACUUUGAAAGUGGUGUCAGCAAAGCCCAAGGUGCAUAAUCGUCAACCUCGAAUUAACUCCUUUGUGGAAGUGGCAGUGGAUGGACUUCCCAGUGAGACCAAGAAGACUGGGAAGCGAAUCGGGAGCUCUGAGCUUCUGUGGAAUGAGAUCAUCAUUUUGAAUGUCACGGCCCAGAGUCACUUAGAUUUGAAGGUCUGGAGCUGCCAUACCUUGAGAAAUGAACUGCUAGGCACCGCCUCCGUCAACCUCUCCAACGUUCUGAAGAACAAUGGGGGCAAAAUGGAGAACACGCAGCUGACCCUGAACCUGCAGACAGAGAACAAAGGCAGUGUUGUCUCAGGCGGAGAGCUGACAAUUUUCCUGGACGGGCCGACUGUUGAUCUGGGAAGUGUGCCUAAUGGCAGUGCCGUGACAGACGGGUCACAGCCACCUUCAAGAGAAUCCAGUGGGACAGCUGUAGCUGUGGAGAACCGGCACCAGCCCCCUAGCACCAACUGCUUUGGCGGGAGAUCCCGGACGCACAGACAUUCAGGUGGUUCAGCCAGAACAAGCACAGGAUCUAGCGAGCAGAGCCCCGGUGCUAGGAACCGACACCGCCAGCCCAUCAAGAACCCAGGCCACAGUGGCUUGCCCAAUGGCACAGUGAACGAUGAACCCACUGCAGCCACCGACCCUGAGGAAUCUUCCGUUGUUGGUGUGACAUCCCCACCUGCUGCAGUGUCAAGUGUGACCCCAAACCCCAACGCAGCCUCUCUCCCUGCUCCGGCCACGCCAGCUGAAGGAGAGGAGCCAGGCACCUCGGGCACUCAGCAGCUCCCGGCGCCCACCCAGGCCCCUGAUGCGCUGCCUGCUGGAUGGGAGCAGCGAGAGCUGCCCAAUGGGCGUGUCUAUUAUGUCGACCACAAUACCAAGACUACCACCUGGGAACGGCCUCUUCCUCCAGGCUGGGAAAAACGUACAGACCCCCGAGGCAGGUUUUAUUACGUGGACCACAACACUCGGACCACCACCUGGCAGCGCCCUACAGCAGAGUACGUGCGGAACUACGAGCAGUGGCAGUCGCAGCGCAAUCAGCUCCAGGGGGCCAUGCAACACUUCAGCCAAAGAUUCCUCUACCAGUCUUCGAGCGCUUCGGCCGACCAUGAUCCACUGGGCCCCCUCCCUCCCGGCUGGGAGAAGAGGCAGGACAAUGGACGAGUGUAUUACGUGAACCAUAACACCCGCACUACCCAGUGGGAGGACCCUCGGACCCAGGGGAUGAUCCAGGAGCCAGCUCUGCCCCCAGGGUGGGAGAUGAAAUACACCAGUGAGGGGGUGCGAUACUUCGUGGACCACAACACACGUACCACCACCUUUAAGGAUCCUCGUCCAGGGUUUGAAUCUGGGACGAAGCAGGGCUCCCCUGGUGCCUACGACCGAAGUUUUCGGUGGAAGUAUCACCAGUUCCGCUUCCUCUGCCAUUCAAAUGCUCUGCCCAGCCAUGUGAAGAUCAGUGUCUCCAGGCAGACUCUUUUUGAGGAUUCUUUCCAGCAGAUCAUGAACAUGAAACCCUAUGACCUGCGCCGCCGGCUGUACAUCAUCAUGCGUGGCGAGGAAGGCCUGGACUACGGAGGCAUCGCCAGAGAGUGGUUCUUCCUCCUGUCCCACGAGGUGCUCAACCCCAUGUACUGUUUGUUUGAAUAUGCCGGCAAGAACAAUUACUGUCUACAGAUCAACCCUGCAUCCUCCAUCAACCCCGACCACCUCACCUACUUCCGCUUCAUUGGCAGAUUCAUCGCCAUGGCUCUGUACCAUGGAAAGUUCAUUGACACUGGCUUCACCCUCCCUUUCUAUAAACGGAUGCUCAACAAGAGACCAACCCUGAAAGACCUGGAGUCCAUCGAUCCUGAAUUCUACAACUCCAUUGUCUGGAUCAAAGAAAACAACCUGGAAGAAUGUGGUCUGGAGCUGUACUUCAUCCAGGACAUGGAGAUCCUGGGCAAGGUGACAACCCAUGAACUGAAGGAAGGGGGUGAGAGUAUCCGAGUCACAGAGGAGAACAAGGAAGAGUAUAUCAUGCUGCUGACUGACUGGCGCUUCACCCGAGGUGUGGAAGAGCAGACCAAAGCCUUCCUGGAUGGCUUCAAUGAGGUGGCCCCCCUGGAGUGGUUACGCUACUUUGAUGAGAAAGAGCUGGAGCUGAUGCUGUGCGGCAUGCAGGAGAUAGACAUGAGUGACUGGCAGAAGAACACCAUCUACCGGCACUACACCAAGAACAGCAAGCAGAUCCAGUGGUUCUGGCAGGUGGUGAAGGAGAUGGACAAUGAGAAAAGAAUCCGGUUGCUGCAGUUUGUUACUGGAACAUGCCGCCUGCCUGUUGGGGGAUUUGCUGAACUCAUUGGUAGCAAUGGACCACAGAAGUUUUGCAUUGACAAGGUUGGCAAGGAAACCUGGCUGCCCAGAAGCCACACGUGCUUCAACCGUCUGGACCUCCCGCCGUACAAGAGCUACGAACAGCUGAAAGAGAAGCUGCUGUAUGCCAUUGAGGAGACUGAGGGCUUCGGGCAGGAGUGACUCGGGCCGCCCCUCCUGCCCCCCAGCACACCUGCAGUCACGAGUCCUCCCUGCCCAAGAGGCCGCUGGCCGUGCAGCCCUCAGGAGGCCCCGCAGGAUGGUGACUCUAAUGGUGACUGCACUGUCAUCAUGUUGGUGGCAGCAGAGCCUGACCCCAGGAGGCCCUGCUUCCCACCCCUCAUGCACCCACUGGUGGCAGUCUGGAAGAAAGCCCACUAGUCACCCUUGGCCCCACUAUCCAUUGCAA